Messenger RNA from Sphaeramia orbicularis (orbiculate cardinalfish), 1719 nucleotides. Its product is annotated as translocon-associated protein subunit alpha-like. The transcript has 9 exons. The coding region runs from base 88 to 942 and encodes 284 amino acids. Gene Ontology annotation, cellular component: endoplasmic reticulum membrane; endoplasmic reticulum. Lineage: Eukaryota; Metazoa; Chordata; Actinopteri; Kurtiformes; Apogonidae. The record is from RefSeq and is a predicted model, not a curated record.
CUUAUCCCGCCCCUUCCUCCUCGGCUCGGGUCCUCUCUGCUCCUGAAUGCUGAUGUGUUACUAACUUCACCUAACUUCUCCGAAAACAUGUUCAGUUUGGGCUCUAAGUUCCUGCUGGUUUUCCUCCUGGCCUUCCCCUGCGGUUUAAUAUCCAUAGGCCACGUCUCUGCGGACUCCGACUCUGCUGAAGACACUGACCCAGAUGUUGCAGUGGAUGAAGAAGAAGAUGAUGAAGAAGUGCUCGUUGAGGAAGAUCAAAUGCAAACCUCGGAGGGAGAUGAAGAUGAUGACUCGGAAGCUACUGAUAAAACAUUAACAUCUCACACCGAUGCCGACACGACCAUCAUCUUUAUGACAGGGGAAGAGUUUCCUGCUAAUGAAAUCGUGAGGUUCCUGGUGGGUUUUACUAACAAGGGAAGUCAGGAUUUCACUGUUCAGUCACUGGAGGCCUCCUUCCGUUACCCCCAAGACUUCCAGUUCUACAUUCAGAAUUUCACAGCUUUGCCCCUGAACACUGUGGUGCAGCCCCAGGCCCAGGCCUCCUUUGAGUACUCCUUCAUCCCAGCUCAGCUCAUGGCUGGACGUCCAUUCGGUCUGGUUAUUCUGCUCAACUAUCUUGACACUGAGGGCAACAGCUUCCAGACAGCCAUUUACAACCAGACUGUCACUAUCACUGAGAAAGAAGAGGGACUGGAUGGAGAGACGAUGUUCAUGUAUGUGUUCCUGGCUGGGCUGGUGGUCCUGAUGCUGUUCGGGGUGUACCAGGUCCUGGAGUCCAGAACGAAAAAGAGGCUCCCUGUGAAAAUAGAGAAAGGCACUGGUGGUAUAAGUGAUGUGGACAUCAGCUGGAUCCCUCAGGAGACUCUCAAUGCCAUGAACAAGGCAUCGCCUAAAACAUCUCCCCGGAAACGAACCAAGAGGGCAGCUGGAACAGAUCAAUAAACCUGUCCAUUUCAAUCCAUCAUCAUACAGUCCGUCAGGCUUUCAAAGCUCGACUCAUAUCCACUGUAAGCUGAUUACCAUUUUUACAAUGGAGCAGCAUUUGUGGAAUCCAAUUUCCAGCCCUAGUAAAGUAUUUAAGAUGUUUGUGAGGAUCUCAACUUGAGAGCAUCCUGGACUCUACUGGUCUGAUCUGGACAUGACCAUCAUGACACUACAGAGCUGAACUACAGCUCACUUUUUAAAGGGAUUCUUUUUUUUAAUCGGUACGUUUGUGUGAAAGUUGACCAAGGACCAAUAGUAACCUCAUCUCUGCUCAUGUGAGUGCUGUGAAGUCAUAAUAAACGCAUUAGCAGUAAGUGUCGCUUUAAGGGAAGAUAUACUGUAUAAUGUGCAUUAAUAGGAUAAAAUAGAUUUAAUGACUUCAGAACAUUCAUAUUUUAUUUUUUGAAUGAGAUGAAUCUCCUUGUCUUUCCUGUAAACACCACUGUGGGUUAUGCAUUUGCAGCGCCCAGCAAAACCUUCAACAAAAUUAGACACAAUUAAAAAGUUUUGGGUUUCAGCUCCAGUUUGAUGGUAUAUUUUCAUUACAGUGGGGCGAUGGCAGCUGCAGCGACAUCAAACUUUAAAACAGUGUUCUCUGGAGCUUUGACAAAACCUGUUUUCUCAGCUUACUAUUGUAACAAGCAUCAGAGCAUUUUAGACUCUGUACUGGGUGUAUGUGGUGCAGUCUAGCAGGUUGUAUGCCUUCAUUUGUAAUAAAGAUGAAAUACAAGGGUG